AUGUCGUCCUUCCCGCACAACGUUGACCUGGACAAGGCCAACCUUCGAGAUGUCAUCUGCUACCUCAACAAGCCCAAGGAGGAAGAUGACCCAGGCUCCGUUCUGGUCUCGCGAGUUGUCGCCAUCUUCGUUCUGCUCGUCACCUCCACCGCCGCCACCAUGUUCCCGGUCCUCGCCACGAAUGCCCGCCGCCUCGGCAUUCCCCCCAACCUGUACCUGGUUGCUCGCCAUUUUGGCUCGGGCGUUAUAAUCGCCACCGCCUUUAUCCACCUGCUCGAUCCAGCGUACGAAGAAAUCGGCCCCGCCAGCUGUGUUGGCCUGACCGAGGGGUGGGAGGGCUACAGCUGGCCUCCUGCCCUGGCAAUGACAUCGGCCAUGUUGAUCUUUCUCGUCGACUUCCUCGCCGACUACUACGUGAGCAAAAGAUUCGGGUCCCAGGAAGCAGAAGAGGAGGAACCCUUUGAUCUUGAAGGGGAUAAGGAACCCCGACGAUCGAUCGAACCUCUCCUCGAACGCGGCGAAGAAUCUGAACGAAACCAAGCAGCAUUUCCCAACGCCCACAGCCUGGCAGAGAUACCAAUCCCCCGCGAACAAGUUCAUACGGCCGAAGAAGAUCUGCCGGCCUUCUACUCUAAGAUGGCAGCGUUCCUCAUCCUCGAAUUCGGCGUGCUCUUCCACUCUGGCAUCAUCGGCGUGAAUCUCGGAGUUGUUGGAAAGGAGUUCUCAACCUUGUAUCCCGUCAUUGCCUUCCACCAAGCUUUUGAAGGACUUGGUAUCGGAGCCCGUCUCAGUUCAAUCCCAUUCCCAAGGAAAUACCGAUUUGUACCGUACGUGCUGGCUCUCGCCUACGGGCUGACAACACCAAUCGCUCUCGCCAUCGGCCUGGGUCUAAGAACGACAUAUGACAGCGAUUCAUUCCGGGCCCAAGCCAUUUCCGGUGUUCUUGAUUCUAUUUCGAGCGGCAUCCUGCUGUACACUGGCUUUGUUGAGAUGUUGGCACGAGACAUUCUCUUGAACGCCCAGCCAUGGGAUAAACGGAGGCUUGUGGUUGCUUUUACCUCGCUUUACUCGGGCAUUUUAGCUAUGGCUAUUUUGGGAAAGUGGGCAUGA
Clonostachys rhizophaga is the source of this 1110-nucleotide messenger RNA. Lineage: Eukaryota; Fungi; Ascomycota; Sordariomycetes; Hypocreales; Bionectriaceae. The record is from the annotation of a GenBank genome assembly.